Molecule: messenger RNA, 471 nt
Organism: Orbilia oligospora ATCC 24927
Lineage: Eukaryota; Fungi; Ascomycota; Orbiliomycetes; Orbiliales; Orbiliaceae
Exons: 2
Coding region: 1-471 (156 amino acids)
Source: RefSeq, a predicted model, not a curated record
AUGCUUGUCUCGCGGACGAUGCAUAUCUUGGUAGAUCUUCCUGCAUUCUGCGCUCGUCGCAGGAAGAUGGACAAAUCCGCGACCCUAAAAAGAUUCAAACGACACCUUCACAAAGCUGGCCGGGUCCAUUCACUACUUGAGCUUUUUAAGCCGGGCUACGGCCGCUACGGAAGAAUUAUAGCAGCCAUCUGGCCAGAUACUCCGCCUGAGCGGAGGAAGGAGGCCAAGUUCCCUGGAACCUGCCGUUCUAAAAUGCUUGGGAAUCCCAAUCAUAUUGGGAGCCCUAUCAAGAAGAAGAAAGGCAGUAGAGGCGGCCGAAGUGGGGGGAAGGUCGAAGCCACUAGUGUGGCUUUGGCUAAUAACCCCCAAGACUUCAAUCCGAUGGCUCUCGGCUUGAGCGAAGAAAUGGCCAGGUUGAUCCUCGAAGAAAGGAUUGACUACAUGGACUGGAGCAUAUGCAUGGAUAUCUAG